GCAGAGGGACUGAGGUUGGGAGGGACGCGUGUGGUGCAAUCAGCCACAUGUAACUACUUCCUCCAGUUCCUGACUUAGAACAGGAAGCAUCGUGCCCUCACCAGCGGGGUCUCAGGCGGGCCGGUGUCUUCCCACACCUGCUGCAGCACCAGCCUGGUGAAGAGUGGAGCCGAAGCCCCUGCCAGCCCAGCCAGGACCACCCCUGCUGAGACCUCCAGGGCGUCGGCGGGACAUGCUGCGCCAGCGCCCCCUGCUGCUGCCCCUGGUGGGCCUGCUUGCCCUCCGGUCCGUCCUGUCCCAGGAGUGCACCAAGUACAAGGUCAGCACCUGCCGGGACUGCAUCGAGUCAGGGCCCGGCUGCGCCUGGUGCCAGAAGCUGAACUUCACGGGGCAGGGGGAGCCUGACUCCACUCGCUGUGACACGCGCAAGCAGCUGCUGUCAAAGGGCUGCCCGACGGAUGACAUCAUGGACCCCAGGAGCCACACCACGACCCAGGAGGACCAGGUGGGGGGCCAGAAGCAGCUGUCCCCGCAGAAAGUGACGCUCUACCUGAGACCAGGUCAGGCGGCUGCGUUCAACGUGACCUUCCAGCGGGCCAAGGGCUACCCCAUCGACCUGUACUACCUGAUGGACCUCUCCUACUCCAUGCUCGACGACCUCAUCAACGUCAAGAAGCUGGGGGGCGACCUGCUCCGGGCCCUCAACGAGAUCACCGAGUCCGGCCGCAUCGGCUUCGGCUCCUUCGUGGACAAGACGGUGCUCCCUUUCGUCAACACGCACCCCGAGAAGCUGCGGAACCCGUGCCCAAACAAGGAGAAGGAGUGCCAGGCCCCGUUCGCCUUUAGGCACGUGCUGAAACUCACCGACAACUCCAACCAGUUCCAGACAGAGGUCGGGAAGCAGCUGAUCUCGGGAAACCUGGACGCCCCUGAGGGCGGGCUGGACGCCAUGAUGCAGGUCGCCGCGUGCCCGGAGGAAAUCGGCUGGCGCAACGUCACCAGGCUGCUGGUGUUUGCCACGGAUGAUGGCUUCCACUUUGCGGGAGACGGGAAGUUGGGCGCCAUCCUGACUCCCAACGAUGGCCGCUGCCACCUGGAGGACAACAUGUACAAAAGCAGCAACGAAUUCGAUUACCCGUCGGUGGGCCAGCUGGCGCACAAACUGGCAGAAAGCAACAUCCAGCCCAUCUUUGCUGUGACCAAGAGAAUGGUGAAAACGUACGAGAAGCUCACGGAGAUCAUCCCCAAGUCUGCAGUCGGGGAGCUGUCAGACGAUUCCAGCAACGUAGUCCAGCUUAUUAAGAAAGCCUACAACAAACUGUCCUCCAGAGUCUUUCUGGAUCACAACACCCUCCCUGACACCCUGAAAGUCACCUACGACUCCUUCUGCAGUAACGGGGUAUUGAAGGUGGACCAGCCCAGAGGGGACUGCGACGGCGUCCAGAUCAACGUGCCGAUCACCUUCCAGGUGAAGGUCACAGCUACAGAGUGCAUCCAGGAGCAGUCAUUCGUCAUCCGGGCGCUGGGCUUCACGGACACGGUGACUGUGCGGGUCCUCCCCCAGUGCAAGUGCCGGUGCCGGGACGCGAGCCGGGACCACAGCCUCUGCGGCGGCAGGGGCUCCAUGGAGUGCGGAGUCUGCAGGUGCGACGCCGGCUACAUGGGGAAGCACUGCGAGUGCCAGACGCAGGGCCGGAGCAGCCAGGAGCUGGAGGGAAGCUGCCGGAAGGACAACAGCUCCAUCAUCUGCUCGGGGCUGGGGGACUGCAUCUGCGGGCAGUGCGUGUGCCACACGAGCGAUGUGCCCAACAAGAAGAUCUACGGCCAGUUCUGCGAGUGUGACAACGUCAACUGCGAGCGCUACGACGGCCAAGUCUGCGGGGGCGAGAAGCGAGGGCUCUGCUUCUGCGGCACCUGCAGGUGCCAGAACGGCCACGAGGGCUCGGCGUGCCAGUGCCUCAAGUCUACGACGGGCUGCCUCAACCUGGAUGGCGUCGAGUGCAGCGGCCGCGGCCGGUGCCGCUGCAACGUGUGCCAGUGCGACCCCGGCUACCAGCCACCCCUGUGCCUCGAGUGCCCGGGCUGCCCCGCGCCCUGCGCCCGCUACGCCAACUGCGCUGAGUGUCUGAAGUUCGACCAGGGCCCCUUCGCCAAGAACUGCAGCGCGGCGUGCGGGGAGACGAAGCUGCUGCCCAAGCCACUGCCCGGCCGCACGUGCAAGGAGCGCGACUCCGAGGGCUGCUGGAUGACCUACACCCUGUUGCAGCGCGAGGGGCGGGACAGAUACGACGUGCACGUGAACGACACGCGCGAGUGCAUGAAGGGCCCCAACGUCGCCGCCAUCGUGGGGAGCACCGUGGCAGGAGUCGUGCUCGUCGGCAUCCUCCUGCUGGGCAUCUGGAAGGUCCUGACCCAUGUAAGUGACCUCAGGGAGUACAAGCGCUUCGAGAAGGAGAAGCUCACGUCCCAGUGGAAUAACGAUAACCCCCUUUUCAAGAGCGCCACCACGACAGUCAUGAACCCUAAGUUUGCUGAGAGUUAGGGCCGCUUGGUGAAGACAGGGCCUCUUGCACCGCCCAGGUGGGAGCAGCCCACGCCACGUCCCCUCCAGCAGGCCGACCGUGACCCCGUCGCCCAGUGGACUUGGCUGACGACACUUGGCAACUUCACCACUAACUGAAAAUCCACCGUUUUUCCUGCCCCUAGAAUGACAGAUGCGGCCAGAUAAUUCUAGGAACGCAUCAGAAGGGCCAGCCUCCCCCUUCUGAUAUGAGUGACUUUUCAUAGCAACUUGAAGAAGGAAUUGCUCGUAUCCUGUAAGGUUAGACAUGUGUUGUCCUUUGUAAAAAUUAGCACAGCAGUCUGAUGAAAGGUGGUACAGAUUUAUUUAUAUGUGAACUUCUCAGCGUGUAAAAUUACAUUCCAUUGAUCAUGCUGCCCCCAA
This is a messenger RNA of Balaenoptera ricei (Rice's whale), 2944 nucleotides long. It is a transcript of the gene ITGB2, whose product is annotated as integrin subunit beta 2. The record is from RefSeq and is a predicted model, not a curated record. Gene Ontology annotation, cellular component: cell surface; focal adhesion; integrin complex. Lineage: Eukaryota; Metazoa; Chordata; Mammalia; Artiodactyla; Balaenopteridae. Gene Ontology annotation, molecular function: amyloid-beta binding; integrin binding. The transcript is spliced from 16 exons. Bases 233 to 2542 code for a protein of 769 amino acids. Gene Ontology annotation, biological process: cell adhesion mediated by integrin; cell migration; integrin-mediated signaling pathway.